Colletotrichum karsti is the source of this 801-nucleotide messenger RNA. RefSeq lists its product as uncharacterized. Bases 1 to 801 code for a protein of 266 amino acids. Lineage: Eukaryota; Fungi; Ascomycota; Sordariomycetes; Glomerellales; Glomerellaceae. The transcript has 5 exons. The record is from RefSeq and is a predicted model, not a curated record. Gene Ontology annotation, biological process: mycotoxin biosynthetic process.
AUGGACAUGUCAGACGCCAAGUACUCGAACCUCCACCUGGAGGAGCACGACCGCGACGACCGCAGCAGCACCGAGGUCGAGGAGUCGCUCAUCGGCGGCGGGGACGACAAGUACGCCCGGGACUUCCAGAGGCCCGCCAAGAGGAGGAACAGGUGCCUGAGCAUGCUCAACUCGUCGAGGUGGUUCGUCGACACGAUACUGCUGCUCGUCAUCCUGGGGCUGUUGGUGAGGGAGAGGAUGGACAAGCCGCCGACGAACCUGUGGGACUUUGGAGGCGAUAUGACGGGCGUUAGCGGACAUUUCAACCAGCAGAUCAAGACGUUCAAGAUGGACUACGAGGGCAAGUACGCGCCUAACGACACGUCCAAGUUCUUUACCGAUGAGGUUCUGAACAACUGGAAUGAGCUUAUGCCGAUUGGAAUGGGCUUCCAAUGGGUCAACGACACGCACAAGUACCACGACCUCCCCACGCCCAUCGUCUGGCCCGAGAAGACCGUCUUCACCACCUCCGUCACCCACCAGCUUCACUGCUUGUUCGCCGUCGUCCAGACCUACUCGGGCCUCAAGUCCGGCCACGAGAUCCCCGACGACCACCACUGGCACAUGAUCCACUGCUUCUCCUACCUGAGGGAGACCAUCAUGUGCAGCGCCGACAUGGCGCUCGAGGGUCUCGAGACGACCUUCCCGGACCACAACGGUGGUUCCGACGGCUGGGAUUCUAAGCAUGUGUGCAAGGAUUAUAAUCAGGUCAAGAACUACCUGGAGAGCGUCAGGGCGUACGACGAUAGAGAGAUCUUCUAA